Molecule: messenger RNA, 1281 nt
Organism: Danaus chrysippus (African queen)
Lineage: Eukaryota; Metazoa; Arthropoda; Insecta; Lepidoptera; Nymphalidae
Source: the annotation of a GenBank genome assembly
AUGCAGCACACAUCACAUUUGUGCCUGACGGCCCUGUUCAGUGUUCUGACCUCCGUACACGGCAAUGUUAUAGUUUAUACACAGGAACUACCACACACGAUAGCGGAGGAGUUUCUAGAUGUGCCAGCCAGCUUCGGUCCGGAGCUGCCGGCGGAUGGUCUCCGAGGGUACCUGGUGGCGGGCGAGCCCCGGGACGGGUGCUCCGCCCUCGAGAAGCCACCCCUAGACGAGAACUUCACUGGAAAAUGGGUCGUAUUGAUAGCCAGGUACAACUGCAGUUUCGAAGUGAAAAUCCGCAACGCUCAAGAAGCGGGCUUCGACUGCGCCAUAGUACAUAAUGUUAACUCCAGUGAACUUGAGACGAUGUCAGCGAAGGAUCCCGACACAAUAACGAUACCGUCCGUGUUCGUGAGCGACCUCGCCGGCAUCAUACUUGGCGAGGAGUACGUCUACACCAACCAGUACGUAAUUUGUAAUGUAUAUUACUAUAUAAUGGUGAACGGCGACAUACCAUUCAACAUCAACACUCACCUACUGCUGCCGUUCGCCGUGGUGGUUGUGUUGUGUCUCGUCGUCAUACUUAUAUUCAUGAUAGUGAAGUGUAUAAAGGACCGCCGGCGGGCGCGGAGACAUCGUCUUCCCAACCGCUCCCUGAAAAAAAUCCCCACGUGUAAAUUCAGUAAGGGAGACCCUUACGACACGUGUGCCAUCUGUCUGGAUGACUACCAGGAGGGGGAGAGGCUCCGGGUGCUGCCCUGCGCUCAUGCGUAUCACGCAAAAUGUAUCGAUCCAUGGCUGACACAGAACCGUCGCGUGUGUCCCGUGUGUAAGAGGAGGGUGUUGGCUGCGGACGAGCGGCCCGCGGACCUCGACCUGGACCUGGACUCAGACGACACGCAGCCGCUGCUGGAGAGACGACAGGACACGCAGGGUGGUACAUUUCAAGAGCAACGCGAGAAUCCGUUCGUGAGGGCCGCGAGGUAUAUAUACAGACUACGGGGAAGAAACGAAACGGGCGAAGAAAACGACCCUGAGGUGGCGCGACCUACCGAAGAUGGCAAUACUAAUAAUGAAGACAAUGUACCGGAGACAGCUCCCCUCGUGCCUCAGUCAGAGCCCGGCCGCCGCCGCGGACGGAGGUCCCGCCGGCGUGCGCGACAACAACACACACACACGAGCGUCACACGCUCAGUCAACGACGACUCUACGGACGACGACGGCGAAAUAGUCGUGGCAGCCCUGCCAGCCCAGUCCUCCGAGCCGCAUUACAUAGAUUUAUGA